This is a messenger RNA of Chondrus crispus (carragheen), 2689 nucleotides long. RefSeq lists its product as hypothetical. The record is from RefSeq and is a predicted model, not a curated record. Gene Ontology annotation, biological process: biotin biosynthetic process. Gene Ontology annotation, molecular function: pyridoxal phosphate binding; magnesium ion binding; ATP binding. Lineage: Eukaryota; Rhodophyta; Florideophyceae; Gigartinales; Gigartinaceae. Gene Ontology annotation, cellular component: mitochondrion. The transcript is spliced from 2 exons. The coding region runs from base 1 to 2265 and encodes 754 amino acids.
AUGCAGCGAUGGCCAAAACAUCGGCUAUCACUGUUCCGGUUGCUGUACUCACGCUCAAAUCGUUCGUUUUCAACCGCCAAGCCGGGCAUCCCGAACCCAUUGGUGCUUCAGGUCUGGGGUGCAAACACCGGGGUGGGCAAGACAGUCUUGUCAACUGCUCUGCUACGUACUGCUGAGCAACCGUCUCUCUAUCUAAAACCGGUUCAGACCGGACCGUCCCUUGCAGCUGAUGCUCUUCUCGUCUCGAAGGUCGCGCCAGACGCCAGAGCUGUGACUCUGCAUUCCUAUAAUCAACCUGUGAGUCCGGAUCUGGCCGCCUCCCUAGAUGAUAUCCAACCGCCGACCGAUGCAUCUCUCUGCGAGCAAACAGCCCAUGGAUUGGGCCAGUUUCUGGAGACCAUCAACAUUUUAAAUAAUCACACCCGGGCGCUCGCUUUGGUAGAAACUGCGGGUGGCGCGCUCUCUCCCGUGCCGUCCGGAGCACUUCAAGCAGACGCCUAUCGCUCUUUGAACCUUCCCGCAUUGCUUGUAGGGGAUCCAACGCUCGGUGGCAUAUCUACGACACUAGCUGCUUAUGAGGCCUUGCGCAUACGUGGGUAUGAUGUCUCCACGAUUGUGUUCUUUGCCAAUAUUUUACAGGACAAUGUGCAGCUGGAGAACGAGGUCAGUGUGAAAAGGGUCGUCGAAAAAGAUGGCAUUUCCGUGUUCCAGGCGCCAGCCAUCCCCCCUAUUGACGUGCCGUUGAUAGAGUAUUGUCAAACACCAGCUGUUUCAGAUUUUUUCACCAACUUGUCUGAACAUCUCUAUGAUGUCCAGGAGAAGCGAUUUCGCAACUUGAAGCACAUGCAAGAAAGAGCAUCCGAUAUCUUUUGGUAUCCGUUCACACAACACACUUCCCUAGGAAGUGUAACCUGCAUUGAUUCGGCAUCGGGAGAUAUGCUCUCGUGCUACGACCAAACAAAUGGCCUCCAUGAAAUGGUUGACGGUAUCGGAAGCUGGUGGACUAACGGAGUAGGUCAUGGCAAUGCAGAAAUGGCGAAGGCCAUGGGGCGAGCAUGUGGUCGUUACGGGCAUGUUAUGUUUCCAGAGGCAACCAAUGCCCCUGCCUUCGAAUUGGCGAGCUCUUUGUUAUCAGGUGUAGGACAGGGAUGGGCCGACAGGGUCUUCUAUUCCGAUAAUGGAUCCACUGCUGUCGAGGUUGCACUCAAAAUGGCGUUCCGGAAGCGAGCACGGGACUUCCCAGAACAUACAGGCAAGCCGGUUAAGAUUGUAGCGAUCGACGGUGGAUAUCACGGAGACACGCUUGGUGUUAUGGAUUGCGCUACUGAAAGCGUGUAUAAUGAACAACAAACUCCUUGGUUCGAAUCAAGGGGGGUGUUUUUCGAAGCACCUACCGCCUCGCUCGUAGACGGGGUCUGGCAGGUGCAUAUGCCGGAAUGGACUGGAGCGAAUUACGAUAUCAUCCUGUCUGGGCGUGGGGAGCUGAUGGAUAGAAAUCGCGAUGUGCCGGUGUACUCGUCGAAAAUCAAGGAAAGACUGGACACAGCUGAAGCUUCUGGUGUAGAAUUCGGGGCGCUACUAAUAGAGCCCGUGCUGCAAGGGGCAGGAGGGAUGCGUCUGAUCGACCCGGCAUUUCAGCGUGCUUUGGUGGCGGAAUGCCGCGCUCGUGGUGUGCCCGUAAUCUUUGACGAAGUAUUCACAGGAUUGUGGCGAUUGGGAAGUGAAAGCGGGGCAGGUUUGUUGGGAGUGCAACCAGACGUUGGCGUUUUUGCGAAGCUAUUGACGGGAGGGACGGUUCCGUUAGCGGCAACUCUCGCAUCAAAAGAAGUGUUUAAAGCAUUUGAUGGAGAGGGCAAAGCAGAGGCUUUGCUACAUGGGCACUCGUACACGGCACAUGCGAGCGGUUGCGCAGCGGGCGUUGAAGCGAUGAGACAGUAUGAGGGUUUGAAAGGCGACCGUGAAUAUUGGGAUUUGGCGACAGCGAGGGAACUCAGCUGUGCGGACGAGGUGGAGGAAGUUGUGGUUUUAGGGACUGUGCUAGGACUGAAAAUAAGAGGAGAUGGGGAAGGGUAUGGCGCAACAGGCGCGAAGAAGGUUAUCGACAGAUUGCAGCAGGAAGGCGUGUUUUCUCGGCCGCUUGGGAAUGUGGUCUACAUCAUGAGUACUCCUUUGACGGAUCGAGCGUGGUGCGAUGAGGUGAUGAAGAAGGUGCACCGAGUGUUGACGAAUGGGUCGGAGCGCACUUCCAAGCGAGCUGAAGCGUGAAAUGAGCAGGGAAAUUUAGCUCAGCCCCCUAUCUAAAAGUCCAUUCUGUUUGGGAGGAAUAGGGCUUUUGGUGAGGAGGACACGAUUGCGUGAAGCCAGAUGGGACGUAAAAGCUUCUAUACCGCCUUACGCCCUACCCCAGUACAAGUUUUGCCAAAUUUGCGCACUAUUCGUACUUAUUUAUUAAUGUUUAGUACCGCACGCCCUAUAGAAGGGCAUCAAGUUCGCGUGUGAUUGGAUGGUGCCGUCUUUUGAUCUCAGGAAUGACGCACCGAUACAGAAGAUAUAAUGCGUACAGGCACAGUGCAGCGGUUGACAUCCUCAAAGUGGUGCAAGGGUACAGUAUGCAUAUGGAGAUGAAGAUCCACCGCAAUGUAAGCAGUAUUCAAUAAACGCGCAGCACUGUCCUCACGCCAUUCCGAAA